Messenger RNA from Wyeomyia smithii (pitcher-plant mosquito), 1922 nucleotides. RefSeq lists its product as uncharacterized. NCBI's taxonomy places the organism in Eukaryota, Metazoa, Arthropoda, Insecta, Diptera, Culicidae. Gene Ontology annotation, molecular function: protein binding. The transcript is spliced from 5 exons. Bases 220 to 1863 code for a protein of 547 amino acids. The record is from RefSeq and is a predicted model, not a curated record. Gene Ontology annotation, cellular component: SCF ubiquitin ligase complex. Gene Ontology annotation, biological process: SCF-dependent proteasomal ubiquitin-dependent protein catabolic process.
UUCGGUGAACAUUAUAGUUCAUCGCAGGUUUUUUCAUGUUUUAUUUUGCUCCGGAUUUUCUUUGAAGUGAACAACCAGACUGGAACCAGUGGAAGCUGUUCAGAAUUGUGUCGUUUUAGAUUUAAAUUUUUUUUUUAUAAAUAGAGCUGCCGAAUUUCGAUACCGGACUAGUAGCUAGAGCAGAAUAAAGUUACCUGUGGUCAAAUUUAUAUUAGUUCAAUGGAUAAUAUUAACAAUCUUCCUGUAGAGAUUUUAGAACAAAUUUUCACCUAUCUCAACUUGAAGGAGCGUAAAAGUGCCUGCGCAGUUUGUAGUCUCUGGCAUGCGGUGCUGCGUGGUGUGCGAUUCCAGCGACAAUGUCUUGUUUCCCUUAGCCGCACCUUCGAUCAAGAGCUAUCGGAACUGGAAACACGAGUAACUCAGAGCUUUCGCAACCUAUCACUGAUCCACUGGGAAGAGGAAUACUUUGAUGACGAUGAUGAUGAUGACAUAGAUAGCCACGAACAACGCGAAAAUGAGGAAGUGAUACAUUUAAAAUAUCUUUUCGAGCCCACCCCAGAGGCCAACAUUAGGAAGCUCCUAUUCGAAAAUGGGUUAGAUCUGGAAACACUUGAACUGUACAGUAGCUUUGAAAGUUGUCGGGAAAUACUUGGAGACCAGUUGUGCCAAUUGGAAAACCUCCGAGAACUGGCACUUUCAUUCUGUCAAACUGAAUAUGCGUCACCAGAUCAAAGCGAAUGGCAGAUUCAUCACAACCAAAUUAAUACGCUUAAAAUAGAUGUACUGCAUUCAAACAAGCCUUACAACGUGAUGCUUCCUAACUUAACAACAUUAGAACUGUUAUCAAAUUGCCGGUGGAGUUUUCAUAUUAUUCAGGCACACUGCAUGCAGCUACAGCGCUUCAAAGUACAAUUUCAAGAUCAGGAAACAAUGGAUGAUUUAAUGUCCCUUUCGUUUCCAAUGUUGACCCACUUGCAAGUUCGAAUGUACGACGACAAAGAUGUCCAAGUUCGAUAUGCUCGAACUCGAAACAAGUUUGCUGAUAAGGAGAAGGAAGAACAUUUUGUCAAAUCCAUGCCGAAACUGAAAUCUUUAUGGCUUGAAAGUGAUUUGAUGCUUUAUCGCAUUGGAGAAGCUCUUUCAAAAUAUGGCCAUCGGUUGGAAAAACUAACAUUGAUGGACAUGCAAAUCGAUGAUGCACAAUUACGUACGAUUGAAACGUUUCCAAAGUUAAAGACUGUUAUCAUGCAUCGUACAGAAAUUUUACCGUCAUCUCAGAUCUUGCCAAAAGUAAAUAUGCCUCACCUUGUUAAUCUAACACUUAUGGACAACAAGUCAGAUAUCGUGUUUAACAACGGUCUUGUCGGACUUAAAUCACUCAAACUAACACUCUGCUCAAGAAGAUGUCACAAAGUAUUGCAUAAAAUUUGCAACAACUUGCCUAAUUUAGAGUAUCUAGAGCUGUUUCUGUACUCCAAGUGGAGAAACACUGCGCUUCGACAUCUGAAUAAACUAACAAAACUGAGGUUAUUACGAAUAAACGCCUGUGACAUGAGCAAAAUUAGUUGGGUUCAUUGUCCUAUAGUCCCUAACGUGCAGAAGGUUGUAUUCGACAAGUGUAGCUUUCUAAGGACCAGAACUUUACGGCCUUUAGCCGUGUUAUUUCCUGGUCUCACCAGCGUAUACCUGGAUAGGUGUUACGUGACAGGUAGUGAAGAUUUAAUUUCUUCCAACGAGAAUCGAGGUGUACUGGAUGAGGGGCUCGAAGCUAGACGGAAGUGCAUGGAGCAGUUGAAAUCGAUACUUCCGCAGUGUAUUGUUUCGUUGAACGAAACAACACUGCGAUGGAAAUACAACAAAUAAAUUUAUUGAUACCAUUUUGAUUAUUUUGAAAAUAAACCACGUCUCAAAAGUUUACUGAA